This is a messenger RNA of Dreissena polymorpha, 1458 nucleotides long. RefSeq lists its product as uncharacterized. The coding region runs from base 1 to 1458 and encodes 485 amino acids. The record is from RefSeq and is a predicted model, not a curated record. Lineage: Eukaryota; Metazoa; Mollusca; Bivalvia; Myida; Dreissenidae. The transcript is spliced from 2 exons.
AUGACUUAUGAUUUUGUGUUCGCAUCUUCUGUCCGUGAUGAGAAAGCGUCAUUGUCCAUUGAAGACCGUGAGUUUCUGUCCAUUAUGGACAGUGAAUUCACACUAGGUUCCGACAGUAAAUGGUCCGCCCCACUUCCAUUUAAGUCACCACGACCCAAGCUUCCCAACAAUAAAGCCCAAGCUUUUCAAAGAGCCAAAUCCCUCCAAAAUAGUCUGAACAAGAACCCUGUUAAGAGACAGCAUUUUGUAGACUUUAUGGGUAACCUGCUUUCUAGUGGUCAUGCAGAACUUGCUUUUAAGCUAGCAGAUGAUGCUGAGUGUUGGUACCUACCUAUCUUUGGAGUCUACCAUCCCAAAAAGGUUGAUAAAAUUCGUGUUGUCUUCGACUCAGCUUGUCAGUAUAAUGGUGUGUCGCUCAAUUCUGUGUUGCUCCAGGGUCCAGACCUAGCAAAUAGUCUGCUUGGUGUCUUACUAAGGUUUCGUAGGGAACAGGUAGCAGUUUCAGUUGAUGUAGAGCAAAUGUUUUACUGCUUCGGUGUCAAAGAGUGUGACAGAGAUUACCUUCGGUUUCUAUGGUAUGAAGAUAAUGACCCCUCAAAAUCUCUAGUUGAGUAUCGCAUGUGUAAACACGUGUUUGGGAAAAGCCCAUCUCCAGCCAUAGCAAAUUAUGGUCUGCAGAAAUCAGUUAAGAAUUCUGACGAAGAUGUCAAAGAGUUUGUUCGGAGAGACUUUUAUGUGGAUGAUGGUCUUACUUCUUGUCCUACGGUUUCAGAAGCCAGGAGUUUGAUUGAACGUACCCAAGCUUCACUAGCAGGGAAGGGAAUUCGGCUUCAUAAGAUAUCUUCAAACGUCCCAGACGUUAUGAAAGGGUUGUCUCGGGAAGAUUUGUCAACAAACUUGAGCCGUCUGGACUUUGAUCUUGAGAGUUUACCUACUCAGCGUAGUUUAGGACUUCAGUGGGACUUGAAUAAGGACUACUUCCUGUUCGAUUGUCAUAUUCAAGAUAGACCCGUCACGAAGAGAGGCCUUCUUUCAAGCAUUCAUAGUGUGUUUGAUCCUAUCGGCUUUUUGUCGCCAAUUUUGAUCAAUGGCAGGCUGAUUUUAAGAGAUGUAAUCGCUAGCGGUAUAGAAUGGGAUUUACCUCUGACCACAGAAUUUGAGGCCAAGUGGUACAAUUGGCUAGGCAGUUUAGCAGAUUUGGAGUGUGUGAAAGUCAGUAGAAGUCUGUUCAAUGUGUCACUUUCAGAAAUGUCCAAUCCUGAACUUCAUGUAUUCUCAGAUUCGUCAGAAAAGGCAAUAGCAGCAGUAGUAAGUGUUGUAGUCAGAGAGGUUGGCAUAGAUGUUCCAUCUCUAGUUCCCCAGAGAGUAAGUCUAGAGCUACUGAGGUUGUGCUCCGAGAAGUUCAGUAUGAUUGCUUCAAAGCAGAAGUUGAUGCUCUUUCCUCACAGAGCCCUGUAG